AUGGUGGCCUUAGGGCUCCUUCUGGUGGCCUUGCUCACCUGCCUCACAGUGAUGGUCUUGAUGUCUGCCUGGAGGCAGAGGAGGCUCUGGCGGAAGCUCCCUCCGGGACCCACCCCACUGCCCCUCAUCGGGAACUACCUGCAGCUGAACACACAGCAGUUGUCUGACUCCUUCAUGAAGAUCAGCGAGCGCUAUGGCCCCGUGUUCACGGUCCACCUGGGAAUGCGACGCGUCGUGGUGCUGUGUGGACAUGAGGCUGUGAAGGAGGCGCUGGUGGACCAGGCUGAGGAAUUCAGCGGGCGAGGCGGGCAGGCCACCUUCGACCUACUCUUCCAAGGCUACGGUGUGACUUUCAGCAACGGGGAGCGAGCCAAGCAGCUCAGGCGCUUCUCCAUCACCACACUGCGGGACUUCGGUGUGGGCAAGCGUGGCAUCGAGGAGCGCAUCCAGGAGGAGGCAGGCUUCCUCAUCGAGGCCCUCUGGGGCACACAUGGUGCCUUCAUAGAUCCCACCUUCUUCCUGAGCCGGACAGUGUCCAAUGUCAUCAGCUCCAUUGUCUUUGGGGACCGCUUUGACUAUGAGGACAAAGAGUUCCUGUCACUGCUGCGUAUGAUGCUGGGGAGCUUCCAGUUCACAGCUACACCCAUGGGUCAGCUCUGUGAAAUGUUCCCAUCAGUGAUGAGACACCUGCCAGGCCCACAGCAACAGGCAUUUAAGGAGCUGCAGGGUCUGGAGGACUUCAUAGCCAAGAAGGUGGAGCAGAACCAGCGCACGCUAGAUCCCAACUCCCCGCGGGACUUCAUCGACUCCUUCCUGAUCCGCAUGCAGGAGGAGCAGAACAACCCCGCCACAGAGUUCUUCCUGAAGAACCUGGUGCUGACCACACUGAACCUCUUCUUUGCGGGCACUGAGACGGUCAGCACAACCCUGCGGUAUGGCUUCCUGCUGCUCAUGAAGCACCCAGAUGUGGAGGCCAAAAUCCAUGAGGAGAUUGACCGGGUGAUUGGCAAGAACCGGCAGCCCAAAUUUGAGGACCGGGCCAAGAUGCCCUACACAGAGGCGGUGAUCCAUGAGAUCCAAAGAUUUGGAGACAUGAUCCCCAUGGGACUGGCCCGCAGAGUCACCAAGGACACCAAGUUUCGGGAGUUCCUCCUCCCCAAGGUGCCUUCCAGUCCCACCUUGGGGGACCACCAACCUGCUCUCUGUGACCCAGCACCCCGUUCCCUUAGCAACUUCCCAGCCCUGCCCCAUUGCUCCAAUCAGACACUUCCCAACCACCAUGAUGCAGUUGAUACUUUGAAUGAGUGA
Messenger RNA from Suricata suricatta (meerkat), 1308 nucleotides. RefSeq names its product cytochrome P450 2A13. Gene Ontology annotation, biological process: xenobiotic metabolic process; coumarin metabolic process. The transcript is spliced from 8 exons. The record is from RefSeq and is a predicted model, not a curated record. The coding region runs from base 1 to 1308 and encodes 435 amino acids. NCBI's taxonomy places the organism in Eukaryota, Metazoa, Chordata, Mammalia, Carnivora, Herpestidae. Gene Ontology annotation, cellular component: cytoplasm; intracellular membrane-bounded organelle. Gene Ontology annotation, molecular function: oxidoreductase activity, acting on paired donors, with incorporation or reduction of molecular oxygen, reduced flavin or flavoprotein as one donor, and incorporation of one atom of oxygen; iron ion binding; heme binding.